Mercurialis annua (annual mercury) is the source of this 1301-nucleotide messenger RNA. RefSeq lists its product as uncharacterized. The record is from RefSeq and is a predicted model, not a curated record. Lineage: Eukaryota; Viridiplantae; Streptophyta; Magnoliopsida; Malpighiales; Euphorbiaceae. Bases 235 to 1080 code for a protein of 281 amino acids. The transcript has a single exon.
GGAUCAUCUAUACUAAGUUAAAGGGGCAAACUAAUCCUUUGCUCUUCUUCCAUUUGUAAAAAUCUAAUCCCAAAUGUUCCUUCAUUGGUCACCUCAAUUUUUCAAACCCUAACACCCACAAAACAAACAAUCUCGUCUUCUUCUUCAUCAUCAGAAUGGACUUAAUCCAUCAAACCCAAUUCCUAUACUGCAAUUCAACACCACACUGUAUCAAAUUAUCAAUCUUUAACUGAUAUGUCACCACCAACUCCACCAUCAUCCUCACAUCAAUUUCUAAACACCCAUACUAAACCUUCCCAUUUCCAAGAUUUAUUCUUCUCCGCAAUCUCCAUCUUCUUCCUCUUCUCCUCCGCCUCCGCCUCCGCCACCAAACCCCAGUUCCCGAAAUUACCAAUUCUCUGUCUGCCACCAGACCGCCGGAGAUUCCUCAACAUCCCCGUAAUGUCAACUUCAAAGACCCAUCACCGUUUCGCCACUCCCCAGUCCCUCUCCGAUUGGCUCAAACCCCGGUUACCCUCCGAUUCUUUCGCCUCCUGGGGCGUAAAACCCGGCACCAAGAACAUCCAUAAUCUCUGGCUCGAGCUAUCCGAGGGUGAAACCUCACUGGCAGACUCCACCCCUCCGAUUCGCACAGUCAGUGUCGUGACAGUACGAAUUUUGGGUAAGGAUAAUACAAUUUUAGUUGAAUCGCAUCAAGAAUUGUCUGAUGGUAGUGUGAGGAAUAGGUUUAGACCAUUGUCUGAGAAAAUGAAACCCGAUGAGGACCCGAAAGCUGCUGUUUUUCGAGCUAUUAAAGAAGAGCUUGGUUCGAUUAUAAACGAUGGGGCGAAUGUGAGGAUCAUCGAUGGCUCUUAUAAUCAAAAGAUUGAAGAGAGACAUUCGUUGUCGUAUCCGGGUUUGCCUGCGCGUUAUCUGUUGCACUCUGUGGAUGUGAUGGUGGAUGGAUUACCUGAUGAGGAGUUUUGUACAGAGGAAUUGGAGGAGUAUUGUGAUUCUGAUGUAAAGAGGGCGGCGGAUAAAGCUGUGUCUGUGAAGAAGCAUUUUUGGAAAUGGAUUGGUUCUGAUUUGUUACAAUCUUGAUGUGGGUUAGUUUAUUGUUUUUCUGCUUUCACCUGCAUUAUAACAAUUUUGGAUUAUAUAUACCUACUAUACUAGCUUUGUGCAAUCGUUUCUUUUGGCAUGUUCCCAAUAUACUUAGGAAAUUGUAUUAACAUAAAAUUAAGAGAGCUUAAUGGAUUUAUGAUUGUUUGUGAACGUAAUCUUCGCUUCUAAUGUGCAAUAUGGACCUUCUUACUCUUCCA